Molecule: messenger RNA, 1176 nt
Organism: Cephus cinctus (wheat stem sawfly)
Lineage: Eukaryota; Metazoa; Arthropoda; Insecta; Hymenoptera; Cephidae
Gene: Thor
Product: eukaryotic translation initiation factor 4E-binding protein 1
Exons: 3
Coding region: 380-724 (114 amino acids)
Biological process (GO): negative regulation of translational initiation
Cellular component (GO): cytoplasm
Molecular function (GO): eukaryotic initiation factor 4E binding
Source: RefSeq, a predicted model, not a curated record
CGAACGACUCGCAGUGGCUGCUAAGCCAGGUUAGGUUUUGUAUUGUUACGUGCGUGGUUUCAUCUCUCUAGAAAAUCAGAAAACUACGAAGCUUUCCAAGUGAGUCGUAUCUGGCGCCAGUCUAGUGAAUGUUACUUUUGACGGGACGAGAGCGUUUACCAUUAGCCAACCAGUCAUUGUGCGCUGCGCGUUCAUUGGCUUUGAGCACGAAUAUAAUCUGCGGCCAGCAACCAGCGACAACCGUGGUAGGAGCUACGAACUCAAGACAAAUUGCGCAGCAGACUUCUAUCAAUAGCGACGAAUCGACGCGGGAUUCUCGUCUGUUUCUCAUCUGAACUACCAUCACGCUUUUAAUUUUCUAUUUCACGUGAUUGGAACAAUGUCGGCUUCGCCUAUCGCACGACAGGCUACUCAUAGCCAAAGUAUCCCUUCGAAAAGGAUUUUCAUCAAUGACCCUAAGGAGUUACCGACGGAUUAUUCCUCCACGCCUGGUGGCACUCUGUACUCUACCACGCCGGGAGGUACCCGCAUCGUCUACGAACGUGCUUUCCUAAUGAAUCUACGAAAUUCUCCUAUAUCCAGGACGCCACCCAAGAAUAUGCCGUCAAUCCCUGCGGAUCUACUUAAGGGUACACCAGCCAUUACCACAAUGGCACCAAGUCCCAUAUCCAAAGAUAUUCCUGUGAUUGAGGAAUCUCCAGAGCAGUUCGAAAUGGACAUGUGAGGGGGAGGAUCUGAUGAUGCCUGUGAUUAAGAUAUGUGUUCAUUUGUUAGCCUUUGAUAAACGACUCCAACGACUAUGUCGCUAAUGAACUGUGCACACGAUAUAUAAUGUUCGUCUGUGACAUUAGCAAGUUAUCCUUUCGAGUUAAUGAAACUCGCUUGAAGUCUAUUAUCUAUAAUAUGCAAAGAUCUUCCUAAUAUUUCCAUGGAAAUUAACAUGGAGCUGAGAGGCAAGGUAAAGGCAUAUUUGACUACGAAAGAGAAGACGUGACGGAAUUUUGUAAAAAGAUAAAUAGCAAACGUAGCUAACUGUUAUUAUUCACUUAACGUGUUGUAUGACGCUUUUUCAUAAAUUCUGUAUUGUAUUUUGUAGUUUGAUAUUUAAGGAUAUACUGGGAUAUAUAAUAUACUAUAUAUUAUAGGAUAUACGAAUAAACCAUGUCUUUUAUAAUA